AUGUCAUUCUACAGCCAGAACCAAAGUCAAAAUCAGGGCUAUAACCCGCCACAAAACCAGCAGGCCUCGUCGGCACAAAACUUACAGUUCUUCCCUACGAAUUUCAACACAACUUCAUAUGGGCUUGGCGGACAAGCUGGCGGCAAUGUCCCGUCCGUUGGUGGCACCAUGACUCCACAAGGCGGUCGAUCCGGCUACUCUUAUGGCGUUGAUUCGCAAAGAGAACGUCUUUCUACCGGUAUUCUUGCUGCUUUUGGCACCUCGGGCUAUCCUGGAGAGCCUCCUCUAUUAGAAGGUAAGAUCACGCUGGAUUCAAGCUUCCUACAGCUUUCAGGAUCUUUCGGAUCGGAAAUGGUACUAACAGCAUGA
This is a messenger RNA of Sugiyamaella lignohabitans, 369 nucleotides long. RefSeq lists its product as uncharacterized. NCBI's taxonomy places the organism in Eukaryota, Fungi, Ascomycota, Dipodascomycetes, Dipodascales, Trichomonascaceae. The record is from RefSeq and is a predicted model, not a curated record. The transcript has a single exon. Bases 1 to 369 code for a protein of 122 amino acids.